Messenger RNA from Orcinus orca (killer whale), 6972 nucleotides. It is a transcript of the gene LTBP2, whose product is annotated as latent transforming growth factor beta binding protein 2. The coding region runs from base 317 to 5779 and encodes 1820 amino acids. The record is from RefSeq and is a predicted model, not a curated record. The transcript is spliced from 37 exons. NCBI's taxonomy places the organism in Eukaryota, Metazoa, Chordata, Mammalia, Artiodactyla, Delphinidae. Gene Ontology annotation, molecular function: calcium ion binding.
CAAAAAUAAAACCCUCCGGUUCCCAUUCAGAAGGCUACAGUGACGGGGAGAAGGCGCGGCGGUGCGACAGCGGUGCCCACCCAGCUAGAGACGGAGCGCGGCCGCCGGGCUCAUUGCACGCAGCCCCGGGCCGCUCCCGCAGCCUGGCUCUCGCUCCACGGAGAGCCUGGCCCGCAGUCUGAUUCGGGGCCCCCUAGACGGGGAGAGGCGGGCCACCGAGAGGGGACCGGAGCUCAGCCAGAGGGCGGCCGGGCGCACAGACUGCGAGCCCCGGGGCAGUUACCCGCGCGCGCCGCUUUCCGGGCGCCCCGGCGCCAUGAGGCUCCCAACCACCACCCGCUGCCCCGGGCGCGUCCUUCGGAACCCCUGGAGGAGCUUCUUGCCUCUCACCCUGGCUCUCUUCGUGGGCAUGGGUCAUGCUCAGAGGGACCCGUUGGGCAGAUACGAGCCGGCUGGAAGGGACGCGAGUCGGCUGCGGCGCCCCGGGGGCAGCCACCCCGCAGCGGAUACAGCCAAGGUGUACAGUCUGUUCCGGGAGCAGAACGUGCCCGUUCCGGGUUUGCCGCCCGCGGAGCGGACCCAACCUGGCUGGGGGAGCCCCAGCAGGCCCGCCGAGGCGGAGGCCAGGAGGUCGCCCCGCGCGCAGCAGCCGCGGCGAGUCCAGCCACCUGCGCAGACCUGGAGAAGCCGGCCCCUGAGCCAGCAGCAGUCCGCACCCCGGGCGCAGGCCCCCCCGGCUCUCCCGCGCCUCGGGACCGCGCAGCGGCCACGGGCUGCGCGAGGGCGGCUAACGGGGAGGAAUGUCUGCGGGGGACAGUGCUGCCCAGGAUGGACAACAGCAAACAGUACCAACCACUGUAUCAAACCCGUGUGCCAGCCGCCCUGCCAGAACAGGGGCUCCUGCAGCCGGCCCCAGCUCUGCGUGUGCCGCUCCGGCUUCCGCGGAGCCCGCUGUGAAGAGGUCAUUCCUGAGGAGGAAUUCGACCCCCAGAACUCCAGGCUGGCACCCCGACGCUCAGCCCAGGGGUCUCCCAACCUGCGCAGGAGCAGUGCGGCCAGAGAAAGCACCACGGCCAGAGAAAGCACCACGGCCAGAGCGCGGCCGCCAGCACCACAGCCGCCGCUGGCCAGGACCCUGAGUGGGCUCAGCCAGACACACGCCACCCAGCAGCACGUGGGGCUGUCCCAGACCGUCCGACUUUAUCUGGCCACUGCGGCCAAUGGCCAGCUGACCUCCAAUGCCCUGCCCAUGGGGCCAGGCCCUGAACGGAAGGAUGGUGCCCAGCAGGCAGCAUAUCUGGGCCACCCGUCAUCCUCCUGGGGGCUGAAUCUCACGGAGAAAAUCAAGAAGAUCAAGAUCGUCUUCACUCCCACCGUCUGCAAGCAGACCUGUGCCCAUGGGCGCUGUGCCAGCAGCUGCGAGCGUGGCGACACCACCACCCUGUACAGCCAGAGCGGCCACGGGCAUGACCCCAAGUCUGGUUUCCGAAUCUAUUUCUGCCAGAUCCCCUGCCUGAAUGGAGGCCGCUGCAUUGGUAGGGACGAAUGCUGGUGCCCCACCAACUCCACUGGGAAGUUCUGCCACCUGCCUGCUCCCAAUCUGGACAGGGAGCCUCCAGAGAGGGGGGUCCACCACAGGGCCUCGCCACAGGGCCCCUUGAAGCAGUCCACCUUCACGCUGCCUCUCUCCAACCAGAUGGCCUCUGUGAACCCCUCCUUGGUGAAGGUGCACAUCCACCACCCGCCUGAGGCCUCCGUGCAGGUCCACCAGGUGGCUCGGGUACGGGGCGAGGUCGAGGAGGCCCCAGAGGAGAACAGCGUGGAGACCAGACCCUCGCCCUGGCUCCCCGCCAGCCCCGGCCAUGGUCACUGGGACAGCAACAGCAUCCCGGCUCGGUCUGGAGUGGUUCCUCGGCCGCCACCCCCGGUGGUGCCCAGGCCUCCGGCACUGCUGGGCCGGUGCUACCUGAGUGCUGUGAAUGGACAGUGUGCCAACCCCCUGCUGGAGCUGACUGCCCAAGAGGACUGCUGUGGCAGUGUGGGAGCCUUCUGGGGAGUGACCUCCUGUGCCCCGUGUCCACCCAGACCAGCCUUCCCAGUGAUUGAAAAUGGCCAGUUGGAGUGUCCCCAGGGGUACAAGAGACUGAACCUCACUCACUGCCAAGAUAUCAACGAGUGCCUGACGCUGGGCCUGUGCGAGGACUCGGAUUGCGUGAACACCAGGGGCAGCUACCUGUGCACCUGCAGACCCGGCCUCCUGCUGGAUCCAUCCAGGAGUCGCUGUGUGUCGGACAAGGCCAUCUCCAUGCAGCAGGGGCUGUGCUACCGGUUGCUGGGGCCCGGCACCUGCACCCUGCCUUUGGCCCAGCAGAUCACCAAGCAGAUAUGCUGCUGCAGCCGAGUGGGCAAAGCCUGGGGCAGCAAGUGUGAGGAAUGCCCCCUGCCUGGCACAGAGGCCUUCAAGGAGAUCUGCCCUGCUGGCCACGGCUACACCUACUCAAGCUCAGACAUCCGUCUGUCCAUGAGGAAAGCCGAGGAGGAGGAACUGACCAGGCCCUCGAGGCAACAGGGGCAGAAGAACAAUAGGACCCUGCCAAGACCAGCAGAGAGGCAACCACUCCGGGAGGCCACCGGCACCUGGCUGGAGGCCGGGACCAUCCCUGACAAAGGUGACUCUCAGGCUGGCCAGGUCACAACCAGUGUUACCCAGCUAUCUGCCUGGGUCCCAGGAGACGCCACAGGAAGACCAACGCUGCCACUGCCUGGACAGGGGAUCCCGGAGGCCCGGGCAGAAGAGCAAGUGACCGCCCCCACCGAUGUGCUGGUGACCCCGGCCCCGUCAGGUAUUGACAGAUGUGCUGCUGGAGCCACCAACAUCUGUGGCCCGGGAACCUGUGUGAACCUCCCUGAUGGAUACAGAUGUAUCUGCAGCCCCGGCUACCGGCUGCACCCCAGCCAGGCCUACUGCGCAGAUGACGAUGAGUGUCUGAGGGACCCCUGCAAGGGAAGGGGGCGCUGUGUCAACCACGUGGGCUCCUACUCCUGCUUCUGCUACCCUGGCUACACGCUGGCCACCUCGGGGGCCACACAGGAAUGCCAAGACAUAGACGAGUGUGGGCAGCCCGAGGUGUGCAGCGGGGGGCGGUGCACCAACACGGAGGGUUCCUACCACUGCGAGUGUGACCAGGGCUACGCGAUGGUCAGGAAGGGCCAUUGCCAAGAUAUCGACGAAUGCCAUCACCCCGGCACCUGCCCUGACGGGAGAUGCGUCAACUCCCCUGGCUCCUACACUUGCCUGCCCUGCGAGGAGGGCUACAGGGGCCAGAGUGGGAGCUGUGUAGAUGUGAAUGAGUGUCUGACCCCCGGGGUCUGCACCCGUGGAACGUGCAUCAACCUGGAGGGCUCCUUUAGAUGCUCUUGUGAGCCGGGCUAUGAGGUCACCUCAGACGAGAAGGGCUGCCAAGAUGUUGACGAGUGUGCCAGCCGGGCCUCGUGCCCUGCGGGCCUCUGCCUCAACACGGAGGGCUCCUUCACCUGCUCGGCCUGCGAGAGUGGGUACUGGGUGAACGAGGACGGCACCGCCUGCGAAGAACUAGACGAGUGUGCCCUUCUGGGAGUCUGCCCCACGGGAGUCUGCACCAACACUGCCGGCUCCUUCUCCUGCAGCGACUGCGAGCGGGGCUACCGGCCCAGCACCCUGGGCCACACCUGUGACGAUGUGGAUGAGUGUGAAGACCCCCAGAGCAGCUGCCUGGGAGGCGAGUGCAAGAACACGGCUGGCUCCUACCAGUGCCUCUGCCCCCCGGGCUUCCAGCUGGCCAAUGGCACUGUGUGUGAGGACGUGGACGAGUGCGUGGGAGAGGAGUACUGCGCACCGCGCGGCGAGUGCCUCAACAGCCACGGGUCCUUUUUCUGUCUCUGCGCCCCCGGCUUUGCCAGUGCAGAGGGGGGCGCCAGCUGCCAGGAUGUGGACGAGUGUGCAGUCACUGACCGGUGUCUCGGGGGGCAGUGUGUCAACACUGAGGGCUCCUUCAACUGUCUGUGCAAGACUGGCUUCCAGACCUCCGCAGAGAGUGGGGAGUGUGUGGACACUGAUGAGUGUGAGGACUUCGGAGGCUCGGCGUGUGGGGCCUGGAGGUGUGAGAACAGCCCCGGCUCCUACCGCUGUGUCCCGGGCUGCCAGCCCGGCUUCCAUGUGGCCCCGACUGGAGACUGUGCUGACAUAGACGAGUGUGCCAACGACACCAUGUGUGGGAGCCACGGUUUCUGCGACAACACCGAAGGCUCCUUCCGCUGCCUCUGUGACCAGGGCUUCGAGACCUCGCCCUCCGGCUGGGACUGCAUUGACGUGAAUGAGUGCGAGCUCAUGCUGGCGGUAUGCGGGGCGGCACUCUGCGAGAACGUGGAGGGCUCCUUCCUGUGCCUCUGCGCCAGCGACCUGGAGGAGUAUGACGCUCAGGAGGGGCGCUGCCGACCGCGGGUGGCUGGAGGUCACAGGAUCCCUGAGGCCCCGCCAGGGGAACACCCCCCAGGCCCCAUCCGCAUGGGAUGCUACUCUGGGCAAAAGGGCCAGCCGCCCUGCUCCAGUCUUCUGGGCCGGAACACCACGCAGGCCGAGUGCUGCUGCACCCAGGGCACCGGCUGGGGAGAUGCCUGUGAGCUGUGCCCAGCCGAGGACUCAGUCGAAUUCAGCGAGAUCUGCCCUAGUGGGAAAGGCUACAUCCCUGUGGAAGGAGCCUGGAUGUUUGGACAGACCACAUACACAGAUGCCGACGAGUGUGUGAUGUUUGGGCCCGGUCUCUGCCAGAACGGCCGGUGCCUCAACACGGUGCCUGGCUACAUCUGCCUGUGCGAUCCUGGCUACCACUACGACGCUGCCCGCAGGAAGUGUGAGGAUCACGAUGAGUGCCAGGACAUGGCCUGUGAGAAUGGCGGGUGUAUGAACACGGAAGGCUCUUUCCACUGCUUCUGCAGCCCGCCCCUCACCCUGGACCUCAGCCAGCAGCGCUGCGUGAACAGCACCAGCAGUGCGGAGGACCUGCCUGACCAUGACAUCCACACGGACAUCUGCUGGAAAAAAGUCACCAAUUACGUGUGCAGCCAUCCCCUGCACGGGCGCCACACCACCUACACUGAGUGCUGCUGCCAGGACGGCGAGGCCUGGAGCCAGCAGUGUGCUCUGUGCCCCCCCAGGAGCUCUGAGGUCUACGCUCAGCUGUGCAACGUGGCCCGCAUUGAAGCGGAGCGGGAGGCCGGGGUCCACUUCCGGCCCGGCUAUGAGUAUGGCCCUGGGCCCGAGGACCUGCACUACAGCCUCUAUGGCCCAGACGGGGUCCCCUUCUACAACUACCUGGGCCCCGAGGACACCAUCCCUGAGCCGCCCUUCCCCAACACGGCCAGCCGCCCAGAGGACCGCACACCGGUCCUUGAGCCUCCCCUGCAGCCCUCAGAACUCCAGCCCCACUACGUGGCCAGCCAUCCAGAGCACCAGGCCGGCUUUGAAGGGCUUCAGGCCGAGGAGUGCGGCAUCCUGAACGGCUGUGAGAAUGGCCGCUGCGUGCGCGUGCAGGAGGGCUACACCUGUGACUGCUUCGAGGGCUUCCAGCUGGACACGGCCAACAUGGCCUGUGUGGAUGUGAAUGAAUGUGAUGACUUGAACGGGCCUGCAGCACUCUGUGUCCAAGGUCACUGCGAGAACACGGAGGGCUCCUACCGCUGCCACUGCCCCCCAGGUUAUGUUGCCGAGGCAGGCCCCCCACGUUGCACCGCCAAGGAGUAGCGGCGAGGAGUCAGUGCAGGCGGUUACCUGGAAGUGGGCCCUGGCCACAGGCGGGGCCUUGAGGAAGCUCUCCUGGUUGGGGGGACGACAUGAAGACACCGGGCAGGAGGCCCUGCAGCCAGCUCCCAGCCAGCCUCACCUGCUUUUCAUCUCCCCCAGCUUCGGCUCUGCCUGUGAGCUUCUGUCACCACCUCCACACCGCCAUGCCCUUGCUUGGCUCAACCACCACCAAAUGCUUUAAUGCUUCAACCACUGGCCGUGAGGCCCAGUCUGCCAUCUGUCCUGGCCUUGCUAUGGGAUGCUUACCAAAGGAUGGCCCUGAACCAGCCCCUCAAGCUGUGCAAACAUGCAAGGUCCUUCGGCCUCACACUGCACACACCCUUUUCCAGCCAUGAUCCACGUAUCAUCCUGAUGAUUCCACACCUGGAUCAGAGGCUAUAUCUGCCCUGGGAUGGUCCUUCAGAAUCUAUCAAGCAAAAAAGGAUUGGGGGGAGUUUGGGGAGUGACUCCAAUGCCUCCUCCAAAGAACCAUCACCACCACUCGGCAAAUCUGGUCUGGGCCAGUUGUGCCACAUCUCCACCUUGUUGCCAGUUCUGUGGCCCCGGGGAGGGGCAGAAGAUCCCCUCAUCUCAGAGAAGCAAGACUGAUACUAUAUUGCUAGUAAGAGACACAGAUGAAGGGGAGCAAGGAGCCUGAGAAAGCAGCAAAAAGGCAAUGUAAAAAAAUAUGGGGAGUUGAUAAAAAAAAGGGGGAGCCAGGGCUUUAUACAAGUCUAAAGAAAAUAUUCAGUAGCUUCAGGUAAAUAAACAUUCAGAAUCUACCCAGCAAUAGCUCCUGUACACCACAGCAAGGGCUACCACAAAGCAGGGUGCCCACCUCAGAAGACCUCUGUUAAAUACAUACUGCUUCUUACAGGAAACAAAUCUCUCCUGGGCUCUCCUUUUGUGGACACCAGUUUGAUGUGCUAAAAAUAAAGAGGUCUAUUUUCUAGCUUAUGAAAUACAGUGUAAUCUUGUUUAGGGGAAGCGAGAUUUCCUACGUUGUUUCUUCUCUCAACUCAAGAGGCAUCUGUCCUCUUCCCCUUCAUAAAACGGCUGGCUGGCAUCCCACUGAGUUUACAAGUAGAGACUCACUCCAACCUUGGCUAGCUGGGAGUUUAAAACCACGGUGGAAUAAAGAAAUGUACAUCUGG